This is a messenger RNA of Phodopus roborovskii (desert hamster), 591 nucleotides long. RefSeq names its product TNF receptor superfamily member 17 (gene Tnfrsf17). The record is from RefSeq and is a predicted model, not a curated record. Lineage: Eukaryota; Metazoa; Chordata; Mammalia; Rodentia; Cricetidae. The coding region runs from base 31 to 570 and encodes 179 amino acids. The transcript has 3 exons. Gene Ontology annotation, biological process: tumor necrosis factor-mediated signaling pathway. Gene Ontology annotation, molecular function: signaling receptor activity.
UUUCCAUUUCUUUCAGUGAUCAAGUCCCACAUGGCUCGGCAGUGCCUCCACAGUGAAUAUUUUGACAGUCUGCUGCACGCUUGCAAACCUUGCCGCCUUCGAUGUUCCAACCCGCCUGUACCCUGUCAGCCUUACUGUAAUCCAAGUGUAACAGGUUCAAUGAAAGGAAUGCAUAUUGUUCUCUGGACCUUCUUGGGUUUGACCUUGAUUGUUUCUUUGGCACUCUUUGCACUCACAUUCUUGCUGAGGAAGAUGAACUCUGAAGCACUGAAGGACAAACUUCAAAACCCAGGAUCCAUUCCGCUGGACAAGGCCAAUACUGACCUGAUGCACAGCAGGGUUGAUGACGUCAGGGUUCUUCCCCGAAGCCUGGAGUACACAGUGGAAGACUGUACCUGUGAGGACUGUGUCAACAGCAACCCAAAGGUUGACCAUUUCUUCCCACUUCCAGCCAUGGAGGAGGGUGCAACCAUUCUUGUCACCACAAAAACGGGUGACUAUGACAAGAGUGUGCCAACUGCUUCUCGAAGUGUCACAGAGAUGGAGAAACCAACACAUUCUAGAGAAUGAACCUGUCUGGUAUAAAGCUAU